UUUAAGUCUGCGACAGAGAAAGUAAAAGAGAAUCAAAUACGACAGGAGAUGGAAAUUGUUAAGAAAUCAAUAGAAGAGGCGAAAUCGACCCCAACGGAGAUCGAAGCAAGCAGCGCAGCGGCGGUGUUCGAAUUCGCUAAGAACAUUUCCUCCGCCUCAGAUCUUUUAGCAUUAGUUCAAGCUUCAAUACAAUCCAGUCAAGCCGCUAGCACAGCGCCUAUCGUGCAAACGAUGGACCCGACGCCCAUCACUUCUGUACAACCAAGAUCUUUUGGUGACCCGCAGGAUCAAAUGGAAAGGAAACCAUAUAACCAUUUGGAUGAUCUUGGUACUCAAAAUCGAAUACCAACUUUGGGGGGAAAUACAGGUUCCUUAGGAGGAAAUCAAGGUUCCUUAGGAGGAAAUCAAGGUUCUUUAGGAGGAAAUCAAGGUUCCUUAGGAGGAAAUCAAAGUUUCGAUAGUUCGAAUAAUUCAUGGCAAACAAAUUCCUUUUUCGAUGUUGGCGUCAACCAACAACAGAGUAGUAACUUUAAUCCUUAUCAAAUGCAACCCAUGCCACUGGGCAAUUUUAACAUUCCUCCUCUAGUGUCACAAAAUGAUUUUAAUUCAGGUCCAAAUAGAGAUAUGCAAUAUAAUCAACCGCAAAUGCCUCAGAGCAACUUUAACGCUCCUGGCAAUUUUAAUAAUUCAUAUCAACCACCAUCGGGUAAUCAAUUUAGUCAAGCUUCUAGAGGGAAUUUUAUGAAUGGAAGACCACAGGAUAAUCAUCAAAACAGACAUAAUAAUCCUAAUCAGCAGCAGUUCGGAAAUAGGCAGUUUGGAAACUAUGAGCAGAAUAAUUACAGAGGUCGAGGAAGAGGUUACGGAGGAUCCCAAAGAGGUCGGGGUAGGGGUUACUAUUAGUAUUAACUUAGGAUUAUAAGUAUGUUGUAAAACUUGUCUCAAAAACCAUAAUGGUUUAUGAAUAAUGAUUGUUUUAAAUAAAGGUAUUUAAUUAUUGUA
Zerene cesonia (dogface butterfly) is the source of this 1002-nucleotide messenger RNA. RefSeq names its product GATA zinc finger domain-containing protein 14-like. The coding region runs from base 49 to 903 and encodes 284 amino acids. Lineage: Eukaryota; Metazoa; Arthropoda; Insecta; Lepidoptera; Pieridae. The transcript is spliced from 2 exons. The record is from RefSeq and is a predicted model, not a curated record.